Nomia melanderi (Alkali bee) is the source of this 2801-nucleotide messenger RNA. RefSeq names its product ATP-dependent RNA helicase DDX54. Gene Ontology annotation, molecular function: RNA binding; ATP binding; RNA helicase activity. Gene Ontology annotation, cellular component: cytosol; nucleus. Lineage: Eukaryota; Metazoa; Arthropoda; Insecta; Hymenoptera; Halictidae. The record is from RefSeq and is a predicted model, not a curated record.
GGGGAAUGUCACUAGAAUGCCACGUGCACCGAUUUAGCAUCCUUGUGGUACAGGAUAACAUAUUUACUAAAAAGAAAAAUUUAUUUAAAAUCAAAAAUUUAUUUUCUGUAAACUUAUAUUAACUAUUAUAUCAGUAAUUUAAAAAAAAUUUUAAAUGAACAAUACUCUGUUUAGAAAAAUGAAGGUGGUUAUAUCACCUCGUCUGUAACAUAUAAGUUUCAUGCUUCCAUAAGCAUUAAACUUUUGGUAAACGUGUAAAGUUCCAAAACGUUGGGAAUCCCAUAAACUAUGUUUAUGGAAUUGAAUAAUAAUUACAAAGUUAAUAAAACUUUUAAUGUUAAUGAUUGAGUAACAUUUUGAAUACUAUUUAAUUACUAAACAGAAAAUAUUUGUAAUUACUUGCGAGAAUUUCCAAUAAACACACGUGCCAGGAUGGAAGACACAGAUAUUAUGGGAUUUGCUAAUCCUAAAGAAACAAGUGACAAUGAUGAAGAAGAUGAAAUUUCAAAAAUUAAAAAGAAAGCAUGUAAAAAAUCAGGGGGAUUUCAGUCAAUGGCUCUUAGUUUCCCUGUAAUAAAGGGAAUUUUAAAACGUGGAUACAAGAUACCAACACCUAUUCAACGAAAGACAAUUCCUUUAGCUUUAGAAGGCCGUGAUAUAGUAGCUAUGGCAAGAACAGGUAGUGGAAAGACAGCUUGUUUUUUAUUACCUAUGUUUGAAAAAUUGAAAGCAAGACAAGCAAAAGCUGGUGCGAGAGCUUUAAUCUUAUCACCUACUCGUGAAUUGGCAUUGCAAACAUUAAAAUUUAUAAAGGAAUUAGGAAAAUUUACAGGUUUAAAAGCAUCUGUUAUUUUGGGAGGUGAUAGUAUGGAAAAUCAGUUCAGUGCAAUUCAUGGGAAUCCUGAUAUAUUAGUUGCUACACCAGGAAGAUUUUUGCAUAUAUGUAUAGAGAUGGAUUUACAAUUGAAUAACAUUGAAUAUGUUGUUUUCGAUGAGGCUGAUAGAUUAUUUGAAAUGGGCUUUGGAGAACAAAUUAAUGAAAUUACAAACAGAUUACCAGAAUCUCGUCAGACAUUACUAUUUUCUGCAACACUUCCCAAAGUUUUAGUAGAUUUUGCAAAGGCUGGGCUGACUGAUCCUGUUUUAUUACGGUUAGAUGUAGAAAGUAAAAUACCAGAACAAUUAUCACUUUCGUUUAUAGUCUGUAGACCAGAAGAAAAGUUAGCAGUAAUGUUAUGUUUAUUAAAAAAUGUUAUUAAGAGUGAGUCUCAGUCCGUAAUAUUUGCUGCGACACAACAUCAUGUAGAAUAUAUUCAUCAGGUGUUAGAUAAGGCAGGAAUUUCUAAUACAUUCGUUUAUUCAAACUUGGACCCAUCAGCUAGGAAAAUAAAUACAGCCAAAUUUGAAACUAAUAAAGUUAAGGUACUAAUAGUAACAGAUGUUGCUGCUCGAGGUUUAGAUAUUCCACAUUUAGAUAAUGUAAUAAAUUUUAAUUUUCCUGCUAAAUCGAAACUCUUUGUGCACAGAGUAGGUCGUUGUGCACGUGCUGGCCGAACAGGUACUGCUUACAAUAUUGUAAGUCCAGAUGAAUAUGCUUACCUUUUAGAUUUACAUCUUUUCCUUGGUCGUCCCUUACAUAUCAUUCCGGCUUCUGGAUCUGUUGAGAACACGGAGGGCGCUAUAGGUAAAAUGCCACAAGCAAUGAUAGAGGAAGAACUUGCUGAAUUAAUAAAUUGGCAAAACAGUUCCACGGAUUUGCAAAAUAUGGAAAAAGUUUGUGAUAACGCAUAUAAACAGUAUAUAAGAUCUCGACCAGCAGCUUCUUCUGAAAGCGUUAAGAGGGUGAAGGAGUUGCACAUUGGCGAGGCAGGUGUUAUACCAGAAUACUCCGACAUGUCUUCCAACACCAGGAAUUUAUUAUCAAAAAUUCUAAAUUAUAGACCACAGGGGACGAUAUUUGAAAUUGGAUCCAAAGCAUCUUCUACCGAUUAUCAGGUAAUGAAGUCAAAACGAUCGCUUCAUAAAGAAAACAUUAUGAAUUUUCAUAGAAAAGCGGAGGAAUUAGAGGCUAAAAAAAGUUUAGAGAAUCAGACCAAAAAAGCGAAUCUUCCAUCAAGUACAAAUGACGAGAUAAGUUCAGCAUUUAACACUGUUGUUUUACCAAAGAAAAGGAAUGUCGAUGAUUUAUAUAAACCUAAAAAGAAAAAACGAUCUGCAGCGAAAGAUGACGAGUUCUUUAUUCCAUAUUUUGCUCCAGACAAACAUACAGAAGACGGAUUAGCAGUUAACUCUUUCAAUACGGAAGCAGACAAAGUUCAGAUGGAUUUAACUGCUGAUAACGAGGAAUCGCUACGACUCCAGGCACAAAUUAAGAAAUGGGACAGGAAAAAGAAGAAAAUGAUCACCAUAAAUAACGAUCGGAAGGCUAACAAAAUUCGAACCGAGUCAGGCGUUUGGAUUCCUGCAAGUUACAAAACGAAUCGUUAUUCAAUGUGGAAAGAGAAAAGUAAAAUCGACGCUAUAAAUGACGACGAUAGCGAAGAAGAACCCCAAGAAAUGCAAAAAUUGCUAACAACCGCGAAUACACAUUGGGCACGUCACAAUCAGAAACUGAAGGAGAAGAUUAAAACAAAUAAAGAACUAAAAAGACCAGAACAAAUUCUAAAGGCACGGAAACUGCUGGAACGAAAACGAAAUAGAAACGGUAGAAAAGGCAAAGGUCAAAAGAGUAGAAAGAAGUGAUAAAAUAUCGUUUUUUACUAUUCUGUAUAAAUCACUUAUGUAGAAUACAUUUUUCAAUA